Messenger RNA from Coccidioides immitis RS, 1103 nucleotides. RefSeq lists its product as uncharacterized. Lineage: Eukaryota; Fungi; Ascomycota; Eurotiomycetes; Onygenales; Onygenaceae. Bases 1 to 432 code for a protein of 143 amino acids. The transcript has 5 exons. The record is from RefSeq and is a predicted model, not a curated record.
AUGGGAAAGGUUGAUUACAGGAUUACAGCAAAAUGGGCACAGCUGGGUGUGGGCAAACCUGGAGAGCACGAGGCACCCGACCAAUCGCGGAAGGGCAGAAUGACAUCCGACCGGGACCUCAGCCGGGACCGCACAUCCCAUGCUCGGCCAAUCCGCAACAGCCCAGCGCAAAGAGAGUUUUGCGAUACAUCAGCUAUCAAGGACGAUCCCGCGGUGGUAAUGCGCUGCUCGUCCGCCACAUUCCUCAAAAGGCGGUUGAGAAAAAAGAAGAGUCGACGUUGGUUCACUGCCAAGACGAAGGCCUUAUUAUUCAUCACCACUCGCGUUGCGGCUCAAUCGCCGACAGCCAUCGGGAUGCGUGUCAUUGUCGCUGCCCAGGGGACCCGAACUGCAGUCCAUUCCGUCUCCUCCGGAGUUUGCACAGCAUAUUGAUCAAUGAGCGUCCUCGCAUCAGCCAGGCUAUCAACUCCUAAAGUCUUACAAGCUCACUAUUGUCUUGGGAGCCAGGUGAUCCUGCAAGUUUGCAAAUAUGAAAGACCCGAACAUGGAUCGCGUGGAGAUUCCCAAAAAAGGAAGCCUCAAAAACAAAAGUCCUCACGGGAAAAAGCAAAAUGUUGGCCUUGAGCGGGUAGUCUAAGAUCCCAGCCAAACAACCAGACUCUCAAAUCCUUACUUCCGAUGAUAAACUUGAACAUCCUCUUCCCGAUGCGGUGUCGUGACUUGUGCUCGCCUCAUAACUAAUGAUGAUAUAAUCCCAACGGCGUCUCUGGAUAGGUCCCCGUUCCCCUCAAAUAGCAACCUGCAGGCUCCUCAGCAUGGGCCCUUGGUGUUUCAGCUUUUCCUAUGGAGGCUAGCUUGGCCCGUCGGACUCGCGGGGAAGAGAGAGGAGCAAACGCUCGGUGCGGUAUCGCUUACAGAACUCGACACAUUUUAUUGUUAGUACUCCGUAGUCCGAAAGCAUAAUCAAUACUUAGGGUUUAAUCUGCAAGCCGGAGCGCCGCUCCUGGAAUCAAAAUUAUCGUGAUUCUCGGAGACAAAGCGCCCGAUGGAUAGAAAAGUGGAAUACGGAGUUCGCCUUAUCAUUAUUUCUCGCAUCAAACCAU